Molecule: messenger RNA, 8713 nt
Organism: Dromiciops gliroides (monito del monte)
Lineage: Eukaryota; Metazoa; Chordata; Mammalia; Microbiotheria; Microbiotheriidae
Gene: UBXN7
Product: UBX domain protein 7
Exons: 11
Coding region: 58-1527 (489 amino acids)
Biological process (GO): proteasome-mediated ubiquitin-dependent protein catabolic process
Cellular component (GO): nucleus
Molecular function (GO): ubiquitin binding
Source: RefSeq, a predicted model, not a curated record
GGGAGGACUUGUGUGUCUGUGUUGUUGUUCGGCGGCGGCGGCGGCGGCGGCGGUAAGAUGGCGGCGCACGGGGGCUCUGCGGCCUCCUCGGCGCUGAAGGGGUUAAUCCAGCAGUUCACCGCCAUCACGGGUGCAAGUGAAAGUGUGGGGAAACAUAUGCUUGAAGCCUGCAACAAUAACCUGGAGAUGGCUGUCACAAUGUUUUUGGAUGGUGGAGGAAUAGCUGAAGAGCCUAGUACCAGUUCAGCCAGUGUAUCUUCUGUCAGGCCACACACAGAAGAUGAAGUACGAGCUCCAAUUCCUCAAAAGCAGGAAAUAUUGGUAGAACCAGAGCCCUUAUUUGGUGCUCCUAAAAGGCGACGGCCAGCUCGUUCAAUAUUUGAUGGUUUUCGAGAUUUUCAGACUGAAACUAUUCGGCAGGAACAAGAGUUGAGAAAUGGAGGAGCAAUAGAUAAGAAGCUCACUACCCUUGCAGAUCUCUUCCGACCACCUAUUGAUCUCAUGCAUAAAGGCAGCUUUGAAACUGCCAAAGAGUGUGGCCAGAUGCAGAACAAGUGGCUUAUGAUCAACAUCCAGAAUGUGCAGGACUUUGCUUGCCAGUGCCUCAACCGGGAUGUCUGGAGUAAUGAAGCUGUGAAAAACAUUAUCCGGGAACACUUCAUUUUCUGGCAGGUAUAUCAUGACAGUGAGGAAGGACAGAGAUACAUACAGUUUUACAAAUUAGGGGAUUUUCCCUACGUCUCCAUCUUGGAUCCAAGGACAGGUCAGAAGCUAGUGGAAUGGCACCAAUUGGACGUGACUUCUUUCUUGGAUCAAGUGACAGGAUUCCUGGGUGAGCAUGGUCAACUGGAUGGACUCUCCAGCAAUCCCCCCAAAAAAUGUGGCCGCUCUGAGAGCCUCAUAGAUGCAAGUGAAGACAGCCAGCUAGAAGCAGCUAUCAGAGCCUCCUUGCAAGAGACACAUUUUGAUUCUACACAGGCAAAACAGGACAGCCGCUCAGAUGAAGAGUCAGAAUCUGAACUUUUUUCUGGAAGUGAGGAGUUCAUAUCAGUUUGUGGUUCUGAUGAGGAAGAGGAGGUAGAGAAUCCUGCCAAAUCUAGGAAGUCUCCCCACAAAGACUUAUUGCAUAGGAAAGAGGAGAACCGGAGGCCUCAGACUGAGCCUUCACCUAGGACUGAACCUGGAACUGCAACAAACCACCAAGUACUGUCAGGAAUGGAUUCUGAAAUAUUGGAGGUGUUACCUGAGAAGUCAGAUGGGCUUUCAGAGGGGCUGGAAAUGAAUGGACCAAAAGCACAGCUGAUGUUGAGGUAUCCAGAUGGAAAGAGGGAACAGAUCACUCUUCCAGAACAAGCUAAACUUCUCGCUCUGGUGAAGCAUGUGCAGUCAAAAGGAUACCCAAAUGAACGUUUUGAACUUCUCACCAACUUCCCUCGACGGAAGCUUUCUCACCUUGACUAUGACAUUACAUUACAAGAGGCAGGCCUCUGUCCUCAAGAGACUGUCUUUGUACAGGAAAGAAAUUAGCACCGUGGCCUGACCUCUCUCAGCUGCCCCUCGUCCUUUUAUGUGGGAUACUGCAUCCCUGUGUUGUGCAGUUUGGCUCCUAGGACCACAGAGCCAAACUGGACAAGCAGCACCCGCCUGCUUUCUUCUUUGUCUGGGCUCUCCUCCAUAGCGUCUUUCCCUCUGUCUUCUUCUGUCCUUCCUCCUCUCCUCUUUCUUCCCUUUCCCCCCCUAAUCUGGUGACCAAAUGAAAACCUAAGUAUACCAUCUGUCCUAAUAUUGGCAGCAGGAAAUGCUUGUUCCAUUUGGAAAAGAGAGAUGCUGCUGUCUGGCACAUCACUCUCUGGAAAUAUGAAAAAUAAUGUGACCUCAUUUUCCUGUGGUGGAGGAAGGGCCAGAUUAAAAAAAAAAAAAAAGAACCACUUCCCAUCCCCAACUUAUUCUUUGCCCUUGGGAGAAAAAAAAAAGUGUCUUCAUUUUUUUAAAGUUUCACAUAAGAAAUAUCAUGUAACAAAAUAACCAGGCUUUUGCUUAUGUGGAGAAAAGCGCUCCUUAUGAUAGUUUGUCUCCCCCCCAAUUUUUUUUUAAUUUCUCUUUCCCUCAUUCUCUCCUGUAGAAGAAUAGGUCCAUGGUAUAUGUGCUAUUGGGAAGUUGAUUGUCAAAUAUGGGAUGAGAUAGAUUAGAAUGGCUUUCAACACUCCUGCCUUAGACAGUUUUCUCCAUCACUCUUUAUUUGGAAUUAUUUUAUGGAAGCUGGUGAUACCAACAUACUAGGAGUGAAUAGUAAUUCAGUGAAGUUAUUGAAUCCUUUAUACCCAUUUUCAAGCUAAUGAUAUCUUAAGAUUUUCCAUAAUUUCAAAAACUUCUCGUGUUGGGAAAAGAAAUGUGUUUACUCUUAGGACAGUAUAGAAUUUCCUGGCCUCUUCAUUUUCUGGGUCCAACAAAGGGUUUAAGAAUGGCAGGAGCUUUUUUUUUCCUUUUUAAAUUGUAGUUUUACAAUCAUGCAGUAAUGGUAACUGUAAAUUAGAAAUUGGUCUUGCUAUUGAUCUUAUCUAUGGUGCUUUAGGGCUGCCUCAGAGAAAGAGAGGAAAAAAAAAGGAACUCUGAAUAGGGGGUUUCUUUAGAUAUAAUGCAAAUUCGUUUUGAUCCCAGGGUAAAAUAAUCUUUAAGAGGCUAUACUGACUAAAUGAGCUUAACUCCUUUAAGAUUUUGGUUCUGCCAUCACCUCUUGUAGCCAAAGGAUAUUCAGUGGCAUGAGAACUGAAAGCAUCUCUUAAGAGAACACCUUUCAACUCAGUCCAUAAAGCAGCAUUUAAUAACUGGAGUGAGAAAAGCUGUCUUUAGUAAUCUUCCAACAGUUGUAUUUUUUCCUGCCACAAAAAACUAACUCAUUUAAUUUGUAAGUAAAGUGAGAGUUUGAUAUUCAGCUCCAAAGAAGUUAUCUAUUUUGGAUGAACACAACACCAUUCAUUUGCCCCUUCCUUAUUUUGAGCUAGCAGGAGAGUAGGGACUUGGGGUGAAGGUGGCAAUAGAACUAAAACUUUGUCUAUAUAGAGAUCAUACUAUAGAGUGUACCAAGUUUUGUCACUGUUAUUUAGGCUGAUUUGUUUCUGCACCUUAGAGGAAAAAUAAAUUGCUAAUGUUGGAAAUAAAGUACAAAGUUUAACUUGUAACCCAAAUUCAGAUAUAUUUUCAGAGACUUUUAGGCUUCCUGUCUAUUUUAAGAGAUCUUACCUUUUAGCACCCAAGGGAUAAAGGAGGAGGGGAUUAUCUUUUGUUCGUACACAAUUGUGGAAUGUGAUUUCUAAUGAUUGAUUGGUGAGGCACCCUCACUAAAGAAUGAAAUAUAUGUCUUCUAUAGGAAAUCAUGGGAAAGUCUGUUUAUUCUUUAAUGGAUCUUUACAAAUGAAUGUCCUUACAUUUUCCUAAGUCUGUGUAAGUGCUUAUGUAUAAGUAUAUAAUUGUAUAAAUAUUUAUAAAUAUAUUUAUAUAAUUACAGUUUCUUGUAUGCAUUGAGUCAGAGUUAUCUAUCCAGAUUGGUGAUUAAACAGCACUACUUUGGUGUUUUUGCACAGGGGUCUACAGGUUUACCAGCAGCUUCUGAUUCCUUGCAAAAACAUACCUUUCUUGGUAAUCUCUGCAGGUAAUAUAUUGGAGGGCCUUAGAUAUGAGCACUUGUUAACUAUGGAGAAGCACUGUGUAUUAUCAGUAGUACACAGGAAGAAAUGGAGAUUUUGGAUUAGAGAAGGAUUUAGAAACCUUGAAUUUUCGGGUGGCACGAGGUCAGGGCCUCUUCUAGGAGUACGGGAAAGACCAGUGAAGUAGGUCCACUUGUGAACUACAGAUUUGUGAGCAGAGUGACAGCUGAGUGUGUGAAAUGUUCUUUGGAUAAAUCACCCAUUGAAUUCCUUCCCCAGUUCCUUUGAUAUUCUCCUUUUUAGGAAAAAUAGUCAAAGUCAAGAUGUAGUCUUUUCAAAGGCAAGUUCCAGGCUUUCUGAUAAAGCCCAGUCAUUGUUAGGUGACUAUUUGUAUUUAGUAUAGUGAAUCUUGAGGGUGGAAAUAUGUAGAAAACUGAAAAACAGACAAAUGAAAAGAGCAAAGAUUCCUCCUAUCCUAAGCACACUUUGGCCUUGAAUUUCAGAAUAUGGUCAUUGAAUUAUUUUAUCUCACAGAGACAUAACUAUUCUGUGGUUGUUAGGGCUUCAGUAAGGGCACAGAGCUACCCCUUAAUGGAGCACAUACUUUAUAUCUAGCAUUCUCCAAUCCCAGAAAAAUUUGUUGCUGCUCUCCUUAAAAUUAUUCUGCUUUCUUUUUAUGCCUUCUUUCUUUUCAAGAUUCUUUAAACUAAGUUAAAAUAGUGAUUUUUCGCUAUUUUGGAGGCAAAGAGAAAUGUGUUAUGAUUUAGCUUCGAGAGCUAAAUUAAGUGGGUUGAGAAAGAAGCACUUUGGCUGUACAUUUUUACUUCUUUCAGGACUUUCCCUUGCUCCUUUGAAUCUUUCUCUGGAUUAAGAAGAGGGAGCCCUUGUCUUUCCCUAGUUAUGGAAGUACUGUUUCUGGGAGGGGAAUUGCUGAGAAGAAAGUGGUUUAUAUGAAUUACACUAAUUGGUUUUGUUAUUGGUUUAAAUGGUAAUUGAAGUUAGGGGGUCAGAGAUAAAGAAUCUAUAGUCCAGCUGCAGACUUAAGAAUGUCUGAGCACAGUCCUCUUACAGUAUUUACUUACUCUAGCUGGGUGCUUUUCCUAACCUGCUUUGAUCUUCAAAGGAAAGCAUCUAUGUGGAAUCAGCAUCCAGAUUCACAAAAGUAUAACUUGACACAACAGUUCAACAGCUGUGAUUAUAAUGGUUAUUUUCUUUUAAUACACUGGGGCAGGAUGGGAGGGUAUUUAAUAGGUUGGAAGGGUUGGGGGAGAAGGGAGGGUUUGGGAAGGGGACACACCUUAGAAAUAAGCCAGGCCACAGAAAUUAAUUGAGAACUGGUAGGGAAAAGUGAGUUCAGGAGAAUUUAAGAUGAAGAGAAAUAUUUUUUGAUGCAGGAAGGACCCAUUUAAAAGACAAGAUUUUUAUAAUUUGGGAAAGAAGAUUGUUUUUGGUUAAUGGUAGUUAAUUCUAUUUCAAAGGCCUAUUCCUCCAACAUUGACUAAUAAAGCUUAAAUUUAAAAUCAUAGGACUUUAAUUUGUCUAUUAAAAUUUGGGAAGGAAAAAAGGGAAAAUAAUGGUAGAAAAUUUUGAAGAGGACUUGCCCUGAGAAUCAAAAUUUCUUAAUCAUUCCACUGUUCUGAGGAGCUAGCUUUUUUUUUUUUUUUUUUUUUUUUUUUGGUGAGGCAACGGGUUAAGUGACUUGCCCAGGAUCACACAGCUAGUAAGUGUCAAGUGUCUGAGGCUGGAUUUGAACUCAGGUUGUCCUGACUCCAGGGCCUGUGCUCUAUCCACUGCACCACUUAGCUGGCCUGGGGCUAGCUUUUAAUACUAAUUAGGAAGCUAUUAUUAAAAUGAGUAGACUGGUGAAAGUAUAAAAGGAAAAAAAAGAACUUAAAUUAUUAGAUUGCUUGCCAUGAAUAAUUACUCUGUCAGUGUACUUUACAUCCUUAGGAAAGGAUAGAUUCUCUUCCUGUCUUCAAAUAUUAUCAGGCUCAAUAUCUGUUGUUUAAGGACUUUUCCUAUAUCAUUUCAUUCAGGUAUCAUUGUCCCAUUUUCCAGAUGAGGAAAUGGCCUCAACGAAGUUGAAAAAUUUGUCCAUGAUUGCACAGGUUUAAACCCAGAUCUUCUUGAUUCCCAAGGUCAGCAGUCCAGCUGCUACUCCACUUUGCCUCUUGCCACACAUUUGUUGAGUCCUGACUGCUGUGUCACCUGGCAUAGACCCAUGAUGGACUACUAAAUGAAAGGUUUAAAAAGAAAAGCAUAAUGUAGAACCCUGGUUCUCAAGGACCUGGAAACCUAGUUAAAGGGACGAAAUACAAACGAAACGUUUAGAGAAUAACGAAUUACUAAGGUGCCUGUUAAUGUAUCGUUAGCAGUUCAGAGAAGAUAAAGACCAGUAUGGACUAGUGAUCAGAGAUGGCUUUAUGGAAAAGGUGUUCUUGGGGAAUAGGUGGGAAAUGACCUGAUUUUAAUAUAAAGCGACAAAUUCCUUUACUCCAUUUAUUGCUGCCACAGUUUAUGGUGUGAUUGGGUGGAUCCUUUUUUUUUUUUUUUAAGUGAGGCAAUUGGAGUUAAGUGACUUGCCCAGGGUCACACAGCUAGUAAGUGUUAAGUGAGGCCGGAUUUGAACUCAGGUCCUCCUGACUCCAGGGCCGGUGCUCUAUCCACUGCGCCAUCUAGCUGCCCCCUGGGUGGAUCCUUUUAAGUUUUUGUGUCAGUUUUACCAAGAUUGCUAACCACCUGCUUCGCCUUGAGACUAUAGCUCACUAAGAAAAUAUCCCAUAUUUGGACACAUAGGAGGAACUACUUGACAGAACCUCUAGUACUUAGUACAACUUGGAGAAAGUUAUCUUCUCUGCCACAUGCCAAGUCAUUCAUAGAUGCCCCCUUGUUUUGUUGUAGGUUGUCCCAGAAGACUUUAGAGAUGAAGUGUUUCCUUUGCCCUUUGUUCACGAACUGGUUUUUUGACUAAUCAGUCCUGUCUGCUGAAAUUCAAUAAUGGUGCAGUGGUUUUACUCUUCAGUGCUUUAUUCCUGGUCAACAUUGUCUCCAAAUAAGGGAUGAUUAAAUCAACCCGGAUAGUUCACCAUUGCUAUAAUAACAUUUAACUUUCCUUGUUUUAUAGGUUAUUUUUUGUGCUGAAGCCUAAGAUGUUAACUGUCUGAGUAAUUUUGUGAGGAUUGGUUUCAGAAUCUAAAUCUGUCUUUUUGGUUGUUUUUUGAGAAAAUUUCCAAUACUCCAUCAGGCUAUAAGUUACAGAGAAGUUGUAGUAGAGAGAAUUUCCUCCCUCCCCUCAUCCUAUUAGAUUGACUUGUAAAAAGACAGAAACUGAUAAAGACAUCUCUCUAUGUUCCUUGCCAUUUCCCCCAAGUUUUAUGCUUUGUCUCUCUGAAGCACUUAUUGUGCGGUGCUCAUCUCUUUUAUUAUCAUCAUUGUUGAAAAGAAUAAAUUUGUGAGGAGUGCUCAUGUCAGCCCCAUUAGGGACACAAUAAGUUUUUGACCAUAUUUGGUUUAGAGAAUGCAGUGGACAUUCUGUGGUUUGUCCUACUCCUUGAGUGAUGGGUUUGGUUGGGGUUUUUUUUGUUGUUGUUUUGCUUUUUUAUAUGUGAAAGCCUUAGCAUUCCCCAACAGAGGAAUGGCUUUUCAGUGCUAAAGGUGUCACUUGAAUUUAAUGAAUGAGUGUGUCAGCCUACUGUUUUACAGGACUUUUUGCCUUUUCAGCAAUAACUUUCCACCCCAUGAGGCAGCACUGCUGUCAGGAUAGCUUGGGAUUUCAAGUAUGGUGUCAAGAUGAAUAAUGAUGGCUUUGAAGGUCUUCUGCCAUUGAACUCAUAUUCAUUGAUUGUGAGAUUUAAUGUUAUUUACUAAGUGAUGCUUUCCUUAAAACAUUCUUUUUCCUCUUCUCUGUUCUUAAUUUAAAAAAAAAAUCAUUCCUUGAAAAUUACUUUGAUUAUUGCAAUGACCUGUGUUUAAGGGAGCUCAUUUUCUAAAACAUCUGGCUUAUUUGUGUCACUUUUGGAGAAGUAGGUAGGAAAGCCUCUUUCCAGAAACAUCAGAGGUGAGUGUUCUUGUUUUCUUUCCCCCCUUUCUUUAGAGAAUCCUUUGUCCUAUAGUUUUCCAUUGGCCUCAAAAGGGAGAAGCAGAUACUAGAAUUGUUACAUUACUGGAAGCCUGUAGAAUAAGCAGACUGGCUUAUUCUUAACUCCCUCAUCAAAAUCUUUGCUUAUCCAUUCUUUUCUUAUAGGAGGGAGACACUAUGGAAGUUGUAUGGUAUGCUUCACAAAAUGCCACUGUAGAGCCUGGGCCACUUAGUCAAAUUGAUAGCUAUUAUAAUUUGUGGUUCAGGAUUUUUUUUUUUUUUUGCCAAAUGAUAGUUUGAAGUGAAACUGAAUCAGAAAUGCAGUGCAUCUGAAGAAGUAAUGGUAAAGCUUCAGAAAAAGAAACACCUGUGGUGAUCUUGCCUAUGCAAUAGGUUCAUAGGUUAAUUUAUGAAUAUUACAGUUUGCUGUGUUGGAUUUGGGCCAUAGCUAAAAACAGUAAUUAGUCACUUGGAAAAGAAUAUUAUUUCAAAAGAUAAUUCUUGCUAUGACCUAAAAUUGCUAUCCCUAUUAGUACUCAAUGGGAUCUUUAAAAAGAAAAGUAGAACUAAAUAUAAAUGUUUAUGAUUUAAAAUAAAAAGCUUAUUGAUUUAUUUUUCCUUGCCACAUUUAUUUAACCAAUGCUAUCUCACAGUACCUUGAACAUUUAGGCAUUUAAUAUGAUUGAUUUUCCAUUUCAGAUAACUGUAGUCUUGAAAUGGAAUUCUCCUAAUGUUAAAAUUCUUUCUUUGCUUUCUGACAAAAGUCUCUCGGGGAGGGAAUAUAGUAGGAAAUUUCAGGAGAUAGACCUAAAUUGUUAUCAUUUUUAGCUCCUCAUGCAUCUUUUUAUAUUUCAAGUGUCUUUAGUGUGAGUUACCAAGAUUUGUGCUUUGUGAGUGGCAUUGGAAUCUAAAUUCUUCUGGGGGCACCUUACUGGCAUUGUGUGACAAGAGCAAAUAAAUAUAUCUUUCUCACAGCUAUUAUAAUGGAAAU